AUGGACCUCUUUGGGGAUCUGCGGCGCAUGAACAAGCGACAGCUGUAUUAUCAAGUCUUGAAUUUUGCCAUGAUUGUGUCUUCUGCCCUUAUGAUAUGGAAAGGGUUGAUCGUCAUUACUGGCAGUGAAAGCCCUAUUGUGGUGGUGCUCAGUGGCAGCAUGGAACCAGCUUUUCAUAGAGGAGACCUGCUGUUCUUAACAAAUUUCCAUGACGACCCGAUCAGAGCUGGUGAAAUAGUUGUUUUUAAAGUUGAAGGCAGAGACAUUCCAAUAGUUCACAGAGUAAUCAAAAUCCAUGAAAAGGAAAAUGGGAACAUCAAAUUUCUGACUAAAGGUGAUAAUAACGAAGUCGAUGAUAGAGGCUUGUACAAAGAAGGUCAAAACUGGUUAGAGAAGAAAGAUGUUGUUGGAAGAGCAAGAGGGUUUUUGCCUUAUGUUGGCAUGGUAACUAUAAUAAUGAAUGACUACCCCAAAUUUAAGUAUGCUCUGCUGGCAGUCAUGGGAGCCUACGUACUGCUGAAGCGGGAGUCCUAAGGCCAGCCCCUUUGCCAGCAGCAAGGGACAGAAAGUUAAAGAAACCUAACGUAUUUCAGAUGUUUCAUUGCUGAGCACAGCUACAAGACUGUGCAAGCUUUCCAACUGUCUAAAUUGUACAAGUAACAAAUAAAG
Indicator indicator is the source of this 669-nucleotide messenger RNA. RefSeq names its product SEC11 homolog C, signal peptidase complex subunit (gene SEC11C). Bases 1 to 534 code for a protein of 177 amino acids. NCBI's taxonomy places the organism in Eukaryota, Metazoa, Chordata, Aves, Piciformes, Indicatoridae. Gene Ontology annotation, cellular component: signal peptidase complex; membrane. The transcript is spliced from 6 exons. The record is from RefSeq and is a predicted model, not a curated record. Gene Ontology annotation, molecular function: serine-type endopeptidase activity.